AACCCUAGUCCAAAUUAACCGCCCCCAUCUCUCUCUCUGAAAACCCUAGACAGAAGAAAUGGGCAAGGUGAAGGGAAAGCAUCGCUUGGACAAAUACUACCACUUGGCCAAAGAACACGGCUACAGAUCCCGCGCGGCAUGGAAGCUCGUCCAGCUCGACUCCAAGUUCAGCUUCCUCCGCUCCUCCCGCGGCGUCCUCGACCUCUGCGCCGCCCCCGGCGGCUGGAUGCAGGUAGCCGUCGAGCGAGUCCCCGUCGGCAGCCUCGUCAUCGGCGUCGACCUCGUCCCCAUCCGCCCCGUGCGCGGCGCCAUCGGCGUCGAGGAGGACAUCACCAAGCCCCAGUGCAGGGCCACCGUCAAGAGGCUUAUGAGCGAGAACGGAUGCAGGGCGUUCGAUCUGGUGUUGCACGAUGGGUCGCCGAACGUCGGUGGUGCUUGGGCGCAGGAGGCGACGAGUCAGAACGCUUUGGUUAUUGAUUCUGUGAAGCUUGCUACGGAGUUUUUGGCGCCGAAAGGAACCUUCGUUACUAAAGUUUUCAGGUCUCAAGAUUACAGUGCUGUCCUGUACUGCCUUAGACAGCUAUUCGAAAAGGUUGAUGUGGAUAAACCUGCAGCCAGUCGUUCAACGUCUGCUGAGAUUUAUAUCAUUGGUUUGAAGUACAAGGCCCCUGCAAAGAUUGAUCCACGUCUUCUUGAUUUUAAGCAUCUAUUCCAGGGAGGAAAAGAACCUCCAAAGGUGCUGGACGUACUUAGAGGAACCAAGCAAAAGAGACACCGUGAUGGGUAUGAAGAUGGAGCGACAGUUUUGAGGAAGGUUUGCUCAGCUUCGGAUUUUGUUUGGUCUGACUCUCCCCUUGAGAUUCUUGGUUCAGUUACAUCUAUCACUUUCAAUGAUCCUGCUUGUUUGCCUAUAACAGAUCAUGCCCUGACAACAGAAGAGGUUAAAGCUCUUUGCGAUGAUCUGCGUGUCUUGGGAAAGCAAGACUUCAAGCAUCUUUUGAAGUGGCGUAUGAGUAUAAGAAAGGCACUGUCCCCCUCACACAAGGCUACUUCAACCACUGAUGUCGAGCCUGAGAGUAAGGUUGAUGAAGAUGAGAAAAUGCUUAAUGAGAUGGAGGAGUUGACUUAUGCUAUGGAUCGCAAGAAGAAACGAGCUAAAAAAGUUCUUGCAAAAAGACAAGCUAAGGAAAAAUCAAGGAAAGCAACAGGGAUGCAAGUGGAUGCUACGGAGGAUGGUUACACUGAUCAUGAGUUGUUUUCUCUAUCUUCUAUGAAGGGGAAGAAGGAUUUAGCAGUUGUUGAUACUGGUGAAUAUGAUGAUGAAACUGGUGAUGUGGUAGAUAGUGAAGAUGAAACCCGUAAAGAGCAGCAGGAAUUAUCUUCUAGUGAUGUGGAUUCUGACGAAGAACGCAAAAGAUACGAUGAGCAGAUGGAAGAGAUGCUUGAUCAGGCUUAUGAACGUUUUGUGGAGAAAAAAGAAGGAAGUACAAAGCAGAGAAAGCGUUUAAAGCAGAUGCAUUUGAAAGAUGGUGAACUUUCUGAGGAUGGUGAUGAAGAUGAGAGGAUUCCUUUAGACCAAGAUUCAGACAAUGAUGGGGCAGAUCAUGAAGCAAAUCCUCUCGUGGUGCCACUCGAGGAAGAACCAACUCAAGAGGAGAUUGCUAGGAAGUGGUUUCUUUUAGAUGUCUUUGAUGAGGCAGAUGAUGAGCUUGUGGGAGACGUGGAUAAGUUCGAUAGUGAAGAUGAAAUGAAGGUGGAUGAAGCACCGAAACAACUCAGGCUUGCGGAAGGGACCAAAAAAAUUGAUAUGCAGGUGGCUGAGCCAGUAGAACCGCCCACUGUUCCCGCAAAGAACAAGAAAAACAGAGAGAAAGAAAUUCAACCUUCAAAGAAAACUGAAGAUGAUUUUGAGAUAGUCCCCGCUCCAGCUUCAGAUUCUAGCGAUGACUCAUCUUCUGAUGAAUCGGAUGACGAUGUGGAAACAAAAGCUGAGAUUUUGGCAUAUGCGAAGAAAAUGUUGAGGAAAAAGCAAAGGGAGCAAAUGUUAGAUGAUGCCUACAACAAACAUAUGUUCCAUGAUAAGGGAUUGCCCAAAUGGUUCGAGGAUGAAGAGAAGAAGCAUCGUCAACUAGUGAAGCCCAUCACUAAAGAGGAGGUCGCUGCAAUGAGGGCCCAAUUCAAAGCAAUUGAUGCGCGGUCUUCUAAGAAGGUUCUCCAAGCCAAGGCCCGGAAGAAGCGUGUAGCGAUGAGGCAGCUAGAAAAGGUUCGGAAGAAGGCAAACACCAUAUCGGACCAAGCAGACAUAUCGGAUCGUUCGAAGACAAAGAUGAUUGAAAGCCUUUAUAAGAAGUCGACGCCCAAAAGGCCUCAAAAGGAGUAUGUGGUGGCAAAGAAAGGGGUCCAAGUGAAGGUUGGAAAGGGGAAAGUGCUUGUCGAUCGACGGAUGAAGAAGGAUGCAAGGGCGGACAAGAAAGGCAAGGGUAAUUCGAAGAAGGGAAAGGGUGGCCAGAAAGGUAAAGGGGAUGGAAAGGGUGGUCAGAAAGGUAAAGGGGAUGGAAAGGGUUCAGCAAAGGGGAAAAGUGGGUACAAAGGUAGAAAGGUGAGAAAGGGCUAAGUUAAAUUGAGAAAGGCUAGUCUUUGGUUUUGGUUUUCACUUGGUGUCUGUUUACUGCUUGAUUUAUUUAACAAACUCAAUGUACUGCUUAUGAUUCUAUGUAGAGGUUUUUGUUGUAUACCUCACAUUUUUACUUUAUUUGUUUGUUUUCACUCGAUAAUUUCUCGAGUCAACAUUUCUAUGGUAUGAAUCAAUAAUAAGAUCACUUUAGGUUAACCACUGA
Molecule: messenger RNA, 2837 nt
Organism: Rhododendron vialii
Lineage: Eukaryota; Viridiplantae; Streptophyta; Magnoliopsida; Ericales; Ericaceae
Exons: 11
Coding region: 59-2614 (851 amino acids)
Biological process (GO): maturation of 5.8S rRNA from tricistronic rRNA transcript (SSU-rRNA, 5.8S rRNA, LSU-rRNA); rRNA methylation; maturation of LSU-rRNA from tricistronic rRNA transcript (SSU-rRNA, 5.8S rRNA, LSU-rRNA)
Cellular component (GO): nucleolus; preribosome, large subunit precursor; nucleus
Molecular function (GO): rRNA (uridine-2'-O-ribose)-methyltransferase activity; rRNA (guanine) methyltransferase activity
Source: RefSeq, a predicted model, not a curated record